Molecule: messenger RNA, 1194 nt
Organism: Rhopalosiphum padi (bird cherry-oat aphid)
Lineage: Eukaryota; Metazoa; Arthropoda; Insecta; Hemiptera; Aphididae
Product: enoyl-CoA hydratase domain-containing protein 3, mitochondrial
Exons: 7
Coding region: 233-1048 (271 amino acids)
Cellular component (GO): mitochondrion
Molecular function (GO): hydro-lyase activity
Source: RefSeq, a predicted model, not a curated record
AAUUGUAAUAUACUAAAUACUAAUAUAGGUAUACUUAUAUACUUUUUUAUUAAGAUUUAUAUAUUUCAUCAGUCAUUACUAAUUAGUGUAUGUUACGUUUGAAAAAAAGAUGGUUAUGAUUUAUUAGAUAUGUUUGGUGUCAAAUUUAUACUAUAGGUAACAGUUAUUGACUAUCUCAAACAGAGAUAACUAAGUUUUACAAUAAGUAGAAAUAUUAAAAUUAAUUAACAAAAUGUUGAAAUCAUUCUUAAUUGGACUAUGUAGACAUAAGUCUUCAUUAGCCUCUGAAAAUAUUAUUACAACUAUCAAGUCAGUUAAUUCAUAUCGAAUAACACUUUCAGAUCCUAAAACUAGAAAUACUCUAUCUAUUAUUGCACUUCAACGUUUAAUUGAAGAAAUAAAAAUUGCGGGGGAUGAUUUAUCAUUAAAAAGUAUAGUACUAUGUGGAAAUGGACCAGUUUUUUCUGCUGGGCAUAACCUCAACGAGCUUAGCAUACCGGAAAACCAAAAAAUUAUAUUCUCAUUAGCUACGAAACUUAUGAAUACAAUGAUAGAAUGUCCUAUACCUAUAAUAGCAUGUGUUGAUGGUGUAGCUGCUGCAUCAGGUUGUCAAUUAGUAGCAGCUUCAGAUAUGGCAAUUUGUUCAAACCGUAGUUCUUUUUCAACUCCUGGUGUAAACCUUGGUUUGUUUUGUUCUACUCCAGGAAUUCCACUGAGUAGAGUUGUGUCAAAAAAAACUGCUGCUUAUAUGUUAUUCACUGGUACAUCAAUCAAUGCUGAAGAAGCUCUUAGAACUGGUCUUGUUAGUAAAGUUGUUGAACCAGAAGAAUUAGAUAAUGAAAUUAUUAAGUUGACAACAUUAAUUGGUCAAAAAAGCCGUUCGGUAAUUUCUUUGGGGAAGACGUUUUUUUACAAACAAAUUGAUGAAAAUAUUAAAUUGGCUUAUAAAAAUGGAGAAAAAAUUAUGCUAGAUAAUUUGAAACUCUAUGAUUGCAAAGAAGGUUUACUUUCAUUUGUUGAGAAAAGAAAACCCAAUUGGUCAAAAUAAAAAUGAAGUGAAAUUUCCUUUUAACAAAUUAUUUUUUAGAACCAUAGCCAAAUUGGAACCACAUUUAUAUAAUUUUAUUUUUAUUUUUUGCUCGUGAAACUUUGUAAUAUAGAAGUUUCCGUGUAUUAUAAAUUUAUUGUUGUUAA